Messenger RNA from Medicago truncatula (barrel medic), 2194 nucleotides. Its product is annotated as heparanase-like protein 1. The record is from RefSeq and is a predicted model, not a curated record. The transcript has 10 exons. Lineage: Eukaryota; Viridiplantae; Streptophyta; Magnoliopsida; Fabales; Fabaceae. Gene Ontology annotation, molecular function: beta-glucuronidase activity. Gene Ontology annotation, cellular component: plant-type cell wall; membrane. Bases 351 to 1988 code for a protein of 545 amino acids.
AGAAAGAAUAGAUACCAAGAAAACACACCAUUAUUCUUGAUCAGAAAAAUAUUCCAGCCUUUCAAUUUUCAAAUACAAUGAACCAUGAUUUUGUUUAAUUUAAUUCUUUACUCUCACUCUCAGCUUCAGUCACAAACACUGAAAACAAUUUAUAAAGAAAAAAAGAAAAAUACCUUUUUCUUUUUCACUUUCCAACAGUACUAGUAGAGUAGUUAAACAGACAGACAGACAUAAACCACCGUUUUCAUAAGAUACUCUUCAAUGCCAAUGAAGCAACCCAACAACUCCUGUUAAGUUAAUUUGGAUUAGUUGUGUUGGCCUUGGAUGCUGCUGCAAUUGAUUCAGUCAUCAUGAGACUCUACCAUGCAUUGUUUCUAUUUUUGGCUUCUCUUCAAGUUGCUUUAAGUCAAGAUAUUGAACACGGUUCGCUACUAGUAAAUGGAGCUCAAGCAAAAGCUGAAACAGGUGAUAACUUUAUUUGUGCCACUAUUGAUUGGUGGCCUCAUGAUAAAUGCGACUACGGCCAUUGUUCUUGGGGAUAUUCAUCUGUUGUAAAUUUGGACUUAUCUCAUCCUUUCCUAGCCAAAGCGAUCCAAGCCCUCAAGCCUUUGAGGAUAAGACUUGGAGGUUCUUUGCAAGACCAGGUCGUGUAUGACAUAGGAAAUUUGAAGUCUCCUUGUCAUCCUCUUCAAAAGAUGAAUGGUCAAGGUUGGUUAUUUGGAUUUUCAAAGGGAUGUUUACACAUGAAAAGAUGGGAUGAGCUGAAUCAAUUUUUCAAUCAGACAGGGGCCAUUGUGACAUUUGGCUUGAAUGCGCUCCGUGGGAAGCACCAGAUUAGUCAUCAUGUUUGGGAAGGAGUCUGGGACCCUACAAAUGCUUAUGAUUUUAUAAAGUACACUGUUUCAAAGGGAUACAAGAUUGAUGCAUGGGAACUUGGUAAUGAGUUAAGCGGUAAAGGCAUUGGUGCAUCAGUUGGCGUUACACAGUAUGGUAAAGACUUGAUAAAACUUAAACGAAUUCUAGAUGUGUUAUACGAGAAGUCCAGGUUCAAACCUUCACUUGUAGCACCUGGUGGAUUUUAUGAAAAGGAAUGGUACGAUAAACUUCUUCAGGUUUCUGGUUCAGGCAUAAUCAAUGUUCUGACUCAUCAUCUAUAUAAUUUGGGCCCAGGUAGUGAUGGACAUCUUGAAGGGAAGAUUUUAGAUCCUAAUCGCUUGAGCAAGGUGGAAACAAUUUUCAGCAAUCUGUCAGAAACCAUUCAAAAACAUGGUCCUUGGACUUCUGCAUGGGUAGGAGAAGCUGGCGGGGCAUAUAACAGUGGCGGCCGUUGUGUAUCUAACACAUUUCUGAAUAGCUUUUGGUACUUAGAUCAACUUGGAAUAGCAUCCACCUACAAUACUAAAGUUUAUUGUAGGCAGACAUUAAUUGGAGGGAACUAUGGCCUUCUCAAUACCUCCACGCUCGCUCCUAAUCCUGACUACUACAGCGCACUAUUGUGGCAUCGGCUGAUGGGAAAGAAGGUUCUUGGUGUUUCGAGUGAUGUUUCCUCGCCAUUUUUACGCACUUACGCCCAUUGUUCAAAAGACAGAGCUGGUGUAACACUACUGUUGAUCAACUUAAGCAAUCAAACUCACUUCAUACUCAAUGUGAAAAACCCUGUAACUGUUAAAGCAAAUGAAGUGGCCAAAAACAUCCAUGAAGAAAAAAAUUCAUUCUUUCACAAUCUCAAGAAAGCAUUUUCUUGGAUUGGAACAAAAGGGUCAGAGGUCACAUUCAGGGAAGAGUAUCACUUAACUCCGAAAGAUAAUAACCUCAAAAGCCAAACCAUGGUGCUAAAUGGCAUUCCACUAAAGCUAACAAAUGAAGGGGAUAUUCCAACAAUGGAUCCAGUGCACAAUAAUGUAAGAUCUCCAAUAUAUAUAGUUCCUUUGUCAAUUGCAUUUAUUGUGUACCCUAACUUUGAUGCUCCAGCUUGUGCUAGAUACUGAAAACUAUACAGUUUAAGGUUUCUACUUUCUAUAUAGUCCUGUAAACUAGGCAUUAAAAGUAUUGAAUUGCAAGCUCUUGGUAAUUGUAAGUAGUGAGCAAGUGAUAUAGCAUUUACAAUAAUUUUAAUUUUGAAGAACAAAAGAAUGUAUCAACUUGUGAAUAUAUUUGUUGGUUUGAAUUUUAUUUCUGGUUUCACUUGAAGUUC